Molecule: messenger RNA, 928 nt
Organism: Schistocerca piceifrons (Central American locust)
Lineage: Eukaryota; Metazoa; Arthropoda; Insecta; Orthoptera; Acrididae
Exons: 2
Coding region: 84-776 (230 amino acids)
Biological process (GO): regulation of transcription by RNA polymerase II
Cellular component (GO): transcription regulator complex; nucleus
Source: RefSeq, a predicted model, not a curated record
GAGCGGCGCAGAUCGACUCGGCUUUUCCGCCGUAUGACGACCGACACGGCGUCUGUCUGCGGUGCCGUGUGCAGCGGGCAGGCAUGGACGAAAUAAACACGCAGCAGCUGAUAGCGCUCGUGCAGCAGAGACCUGUCAUAUGGGACAAGACUCUCUACGCCUACAAGGACCGCAAGCUGAAGGAUACAGCGUGGAGGGAAGUAUGUGCGGCUCUGAGGCAGGAUUUUGAGCAACUUGGACAGAAGCAGCGGCAGGAAUUCGGCAAAUUGGCUUUGAAGAAAUGGUCACAAACCAGAGACUCGUGGAUGAAAUCUGUUAAGAAACGUCAUGAACAAAAAUCAUCGGCGUUUCCCGCCAGGCCGUCGAGGCUUUAUUUGUACCACGAGCAGAUGUUGUUUUUGAACAAGGUUAUUGAGACAUCUGUCUCUCAAGACAGCUAUUUUCCGCAAGAAUCUACACCAACAAAUGUGACGAAUGAAGCAAGCAAAACUGCACAAUACGAAAAAAUUUAUGAAUAUAUUCCAAAACCUGAAAUCAUAAAUAAUUAUACUACACAAAGGAAAAGAAAGAGUGAUAUUAAGAUUGAGUCUGAUGUGGAAAUGACGUCUUCGGACAAUCAGCCAUGUAGAGAACACUGUGGCUGCCGGCAUAUGGCGUUCUUCAACAGUCUUCUGCCAUCCUUGUCCUUACUUGACGACAAUGAAACUUUGAAAUUUCAGUCUGAAGUUUUAAGCGUGUUACAAAACAUCAAGAGAAAAAGAAGUGAAUCUAGUUAAAAAUUUACCGUUGCAGUUUAUGCAACUUAGGAACUGCAAAGAGUGGCAAAAUCCAGCUUAUUUCACUUAUACACAUUACCUAGCGGCAUGAAUUUAUCAGAGCUGAUAAGCCCAGAAGCUGAAUCGACGCGGCCAUCUACAACACCAUCAAC